Xenia sp. Carnegie-2017 is the source of this 1734-nucleotide messenger RNA. RefSeq names its product 5'-3' exonuclease PLD3-like. NCBI's taxonomy places the organism in Eukaryota, Metazoa, Cnidaria, Anthozoa, Malacalcyonacea, Xeniidae. Gene Ontology annotation, molecular function: catalytic activity. Bases 1 to 1488 code for a protein of 495 amino acids. The transcript has 6 exons. The record is from RefSeq and is a predicted model, not a curated record.
AUGGAUGCCGCUGCAACAACGGAUCAUAUAAAGUUGAAGCAAAUGUUUCAUAAGUCAAGCGAACGCCGGAAAACUUUAAUUUGCUCUUCGGUAUCGGUUGCCAUUAUCGUUCUUGUCGGCGGUGCAAUCUUCUUAUGUAUACUGUGGAAACAGAGUACAGUCAAUGAAAAACAAGAAUAUCGUUUCAUUUGUGACACAGUUAAUGAGAGUUACGUCAAUCACGAGACUGAUUGUUGUCAACCUUUAGGGUCAGCCAACUGCAAUAUUACCUUAUUGGAGAGCAUACCUCAAAACUUAAGAUAUCAUCAUGGUGCUCCAAGGCACAUGUCCACUUUCCAUGGAUGGUUGAAGCUCUUAAACAGAGCCAAAUCAAGUGUAUAUAUUGCAUCUUCUUAUUGGACACUACAAUCUGAUGACCUGCCAGUGUGGAAUCCCAGCUCAUGGCAAGGGGAAUAUAUUUUCUCCAAGCUUAUCGAAGUAGCCAAACGAGGUGUCGACGUCAAAAUUGUACAUCAAGUUGAUUCGAAAAAUCUACCCAAUCGAGACCCAAAGAUUUUGCAAGACAUGGGACUUGCUGAAGUUCGAGUUCUCGACAUGACAAGGCUGAUAGGAGCAGGGAUCAUACAUACCAAAAUGUGGUUGGUCGAUAACAAACAUUUCUAUCUUGGUAGCGCCAAUAUGGACUGGAGGUCACUUACUCAGGUCAAAGAACUUGGUCUUCUAAACACGAAUUGCAUGUGCCUUGCAAAUGAUAUGUCUAAGAUCUUUGACAUUUAUUGGAUGAUGGCCACAUCAUACUCGUCAAUACCAAAAUACUGGCCAUCCUUUCUGGACACCAUGUACAAUAAAGAAUAUCCACUAGAUUUAUCGAUCAAUGGCGAUAAGGGUAAAGCCUAUCUCUCAUCGUCCCCUCCUCAACUUUGUACAAGUGGAAGAACGACGGAUAUCGAUUCGAUCCUUGAUGUCAUAUACAAAGCGAAAAAAUUUAUCCACAUUUCUGUUAUGGACUAUUCCCCAACAUUUUUAUAUACCGCGCAAAAAAGAUAUUGGAGCAUUAUUGAUGACGCUUUGCGCUCAGCUGCAUACGAUCGUGGAGUCCAGGUUCAUUUGAUGGCAAGCGAUUGGGAACACACAAUACCUACUAUGAUCCCAUUCUUGAAGUCUUUAGCUAAUGUUGGAACAAUCGAAUCUGUCGAUCUUGAAGUGAGAUUAUUCAAAGUACCAGCAAGUAAAAGGCAAGCAAGAAUUCCAUACAGCCGUGUGCAGCACACCAAAUAUAUGGUCACGGAAAACGUUGCAUAUGUAGGAACAUCUAACUGGUCAGCGGAUUAUUUCGUAAAUACGGCAGGGAUUGGCCUAAUCAUCAACCAAACAUUACCAGAAUUUGAGACUCGACUCCUAUACACGGAGAUUAUUCACAGGCAGCUACAAGAUGUGUUCGACCGCGAUUGGAAUUCGCCUUACACAAAAUCAAUUUGGUCUUAUUAAUGCAAUCGCGGAUAAUUAAAUUUACACAAUUAAUUGGUUAUCGAAUUUAAUUUGGUCUAAUUACUGCAAUUGGGGGCAAUUUUACUAAGAAUACGAUUUUUCUUUGUGACGAGAGAGUUCAUUACAAAUAAUCGAACCAUAAAAGUUACAUAAUCAUUGGGGCUAUUUUUUAUAAAAAAUAUGUACCGUUCUGCUUUUUAUCGUGUACAUAAUGAUUUCAAAGAUAAAAAUUUUCUAAAUCCUAAA